AUGGAAUCCCUCGACGUCGUCAUCGUCGGGGCCGGCAUCUCCGGCAUCAACGCCGCCUACCACCUGCAGGCCAACUGUCCCAACCUGAAAUUCACCAUCCUCGAGGCUCGGAGCAGUCUCGGGGGCACUUGGGAUCUCUUCCGCUAUCCCGGCAUCCGAUCCGACUCGGAUCUCUUCACCUUUGGCUUCCAGUGGCAUCCCUGGGACCAGGGGAAUCCCAUUGCCAGCGGGGCCAGCAUCAAGAAGUACCUGCAGGAGGCUGCAUCUGAACAUGGAAUCGACAAGCACAUUCGCUUCCACCACACACUGCUCGGCGCCGACUGGUCGUCCUCCGAGCAGACCUGGUCGCUGAGCAUCGACCACGAUGGCCAGGUGCAGUCCCUGACAGCGCGGUUUCUGGUGAUGGGCACCGGAUAUUAUGACUAUCACCAGCCGCUGCAGGUCGACAUCCCCAAUCUCUCCAGCUUCCGGGGCCAGACUAUCCAUCCGCAGUUCUGGCCCGAGGACCUCAACUACCGCGACAAGAAGGUCGUGAUCAUCGGCAGCGGUGCCACGGCCAUCACGCUGCUACCCGAGAUGUCUAAACAGGCGGCCUCCGUCACGAUGCUGCAGCGCUCUCCCACGUACAUCCUGUCGCUUCCCAACACCCGACGGCCCCUGCUCAGCUAUCUGCUACCCACAUCUCUCUUCCGUCGCUGGCAACGCAUCAGCUGGAUGCUCGCCUCGCGAUUCUUCUUCCUCUUCUGCCAGGCCCUACCCUCCCUGGCUCGCUGGAUCCUGAGCCGUCGCGUGCGUGGUCAAUUGCCGGCCAAUGUCCCCUUCAACCCGCACUUCUCGCCGCGCUACAACCCAUGGGACCAGCGGUUGUGUGUCUCCCCCGACGGCGACUUCUUCCAGAGUCUGCACACGGGGCGCGCCCACGUCAAGACGGACACCAUUCGCACGGUGACGGCGACGGGCAUCGAGCUGGACUCGGGCGAGACCCUGGACGCGGACAUCAUCGUCACAGCGACGGGGCUGCGUCUGCAACUCGCCGGUGGUGCCUCGAUAACCGUAGACGGCAUCCCGCAUCAUAUGCCCGAUAAGUACAUCUGGCAUGGCAUGAUGGUGCAGGAUCUGCCCAAUGCCGCCUUCGUCAUCGGAUACACCAAUGCCUCGUGGACUCUGGGCGCCGAGGCCACCGCGCGGUUUGUGAUCCGGUUGCUGCAGGAGAUGGACCGUCGUGGUGCCCGUGUCGCCGUGCCGCGCAUGACACCUCAGAGACAGAAGCAGUUGCGGCCUCGUCGUCUGCUCGGUCUCACUUCGACUUACGUGGCAGCCGCAGAGAAGAGUCUACCCAAGGCGGCGGAUCGAGGGCCCUGGUUACCCCGGGAUAAUUAUCUCGAUGAUAUCAGGUUUGCUCAGAAGGGGCGGAUUGAUGAGGAGAUGGAGUUCUUGGGGGAGAGUAAGAAGGUUCUAUAG
Aspergillus tanneri is the source of this 1461-nucleotide messenger RNA. Its product is annotated as flavin-containing monooxygenase. Gene Ontology annotation, molecular function: flavin adenine dinucleotide binding; N,N-dimethylaniline monooxygenase activity; NADP binding. Lineage: Eukaryota; Fungi; Ascomycota; Eurotiomycetes; Eurotiales; Aspergillaceae. The transcript has a single exon. The record is from RefSeq and is a predicted model, not a curated record. The coding region runs from base 1 to 1461 and encodes 486 amino acids.